AUGACCCGAUCAGCCGGUGGAGAUGAUGCAGCUGCUUUAGUUGAGGUUGUCAUUGCCAAUUUCCUAGGUCCGUUCAUCACGGCCGGUUGGACUGUCACUUUGCUACCCACUACCGCUGAAUUCGAUCCGUGGAGGCAAGCGAACGGAGAUUUAAGUGAGAUGUACAAGGAUGUAUUCAAACAGUUAGGCCUCAGCGCACUUUUGCCCCUAGUAAUAGGACAGCUGGUGCGUUGGGCCUGGCCAGAGCAGACGGAACGAGUGAUGCAGACGUAUCGGAUCGCGAAGCUUGGAUCCGCUUGUUUACUGCUGAUUGUUUGUGUCCUGUUCGUGGUCUUCUUCAACAUCGCGCUGUACAUUGCCCUCACUGCCGUAUGUUUCGUCCUUUCACGGCCACCGGAAGUACUGUCGGUCAAUAGGUUCGGCAUGCGACACAUAUUCAAGCGCAUAACCCCCGAGGAGACGAUUGCAGUCUGCUUCUGUGGUCCCGCAAAGAGCACCGCGCUGGGCAUUCCCCUGUUAUAUGCCAUGUGGUCUCCAGUUGACCUUUACACCAAGGCAAGAACCUCGGUACCUGUGUUGCUGUAUACGACGGAGCAGAUCUGUAUAGCACACUUUUUUGUUCAUGCCCUGCAAAGGUGGCAUAAGAAUCUAAACAAGAAACAGGAUGUUGAGACAAUCGGCGACCAUGUCAAUUCUUCCAGAAUGACUGUGCUUUCACUUGCGGACGAACCGUUAGACCAUAAAGGCGUGGAUAGAUGCAAUGAUUAA
Aspergillus fumigatus Af293 is the source of this 768-nucleotide messenger RNA. RefSeq lists its product as uncharacterized. The coding region runs from base 1 to 768 and encodes 255 amino acids. The record is from RefSeq and is a predicted model, not a curated record. Lineage: Eukaryota; Fungi; Ascomycota; Eurotiomycetes; Eurotiales; Aspergillaceae. Gene Ontology annotation, cellular component: plasma membrane. The transcript has 2 exons.